This is a messenger RNA of Amphimedon queenslandica, 881 nucleotides long. RefSeq lists its product as uncharacterized. Gene Ontology annotation, cellular component: membrane. Lineage: Eukaryota; Metazoa; Porifera; Demospongiae; Haplosclerida; Niphatidae. The transcript is spliced from 5 exons. The record is from RefSeq and is a predicted model, not a curated record. Bases 115 to 618 code for a protein of 167 amino acids.
UGGUACUGGGUCAUACCCUUUAAUAACUUGGCCUUAGCCCUUAAAAGUCAACCAGCCAUAUAUAACUUGAGCCAAGUUAGUAUACUACUUUACUGUAGUCUUGAAAAUCCUAAAAUGAGCUACAAUAACACAGAAGGUGAAGAAGAUUAUGAUCCAUUGUUAGUUGAACAUAAAAGUGAUGCUGUACCAUCACCACCUCAGCCAUUGCCUCAGGCUCAGCCCAUGAGUCAGUUCAUUGAUAUAGAACAAUACAAAGUACCUCCAGUUCCUCCACAUUUGAUUCGUCCCCCACCUCAUAACCAUGUAGUCACUGUGAGGCAACCAAUGCCUAAUUACCUGGCACAGACAAGCCAGUCCAGUUCAAGUGAUUACUAUUUAAACUUUGCUGUCAUUUUGACUGUUCUUUGCUUCUUCUGUGGUACAUUUUUGGUUCUUUUGUGUACCAUUCCGGCCAUGGUAUUUGCUAGUCAAGCAAAAGAUGAAGAACUUCGUGGGGACAUGGAAGCUGCACAAAGGAGUCGCUGCUUAUCUCUGGCCUUCAGUGGGGGAGCAAUAGUAUUUGGCUGCGGUGUGGUCAUUUUUGUUUUACUGUAUACAGUACAUGUGAUUACAUUUUGAGUUAAAAGAAAGACAAUAAUCAUUACAAUAACUUGUCAUUAAAUGUAUGUGUGUGUGUGUGUGUGUGUGUGUACCUGCAUUCAUUACUGUUGUUCUGUAUAAUAGAUUAUCUAUAGAUGUAGGUAGUCUAUUUGUGACCCCGCCUUUGAAAAUGUUUGCUUGUUCACUCAUUUUCAUAAAAAGUUGGUUGUCAAAUACUAUGGACUAUUUUAGUACAUAAAUUUGAUUGUUUUUUUUUAAACAUCCUAUUCAUUACAUUGUGA